AUGGCAUGGGUGCUUCGUUCUGCGGUGCUCUUUCUGGCCUGCUUCGGAGUGACUGCCUCCGGCAGUGGAGCGGACACGCACAACACCGAUGAUUCAGCUCAUGCAAACGGGGUGGGCUUUGCCGUUGCAGCAGAGUCGAAGCAGACACUGACAGGCAAAGCCUUGAGGGGUCCUGCCACGAGAGAGCGAGAGCCGGACCCCAACCAGGAUCCCAUCCCGAUGCCAAGCAUACAUUUCAUCGCUGAGUACAUUGACAUGGCAUCCAAGCAAAUUGCUACGGAGCUCGCAUACAUCCCAGCCCGGCCGUAUCUGAACAUCAUCACGAACUCUUCGCCGAUGCAGCUCGUGAUGGGUGGUGUAGCUUCUUGGGCAUAUGACAUCGAAUAUUUCAAAGGAGCGUACCCCGAAGGGUGGGCCGGCGGAUGGAAGGUCGUGGCUGAGUACGUCAACACCACACAGUCCCUCAUGGUUGAUGGUCACGACGUGGUCGUUCUGAUGGCCAAGGGAAGCGUCUGUGCUGUGACCUUCUCAGGGACACACGGACUGGCAGAUUGGUCCACAAACUUCAAUCUGCGAUUUUCGAGUCUGCCACAGUGUGGAAUCUAUGGAGUGCAUGAGGGAUUCUUCGAGAAUUUCUUGCAGUUCAUGCUCAACGACGCGUGGAGUGAGAAAUUCGAACCGUACCUGGCAGAAAACUGCACGGAAGUUCAUGCCACAGGCCAUUCCCAAGGCGCAGCUGUGGCAGCGGUGUUCGCUGCUUGCAUGAACGCAGCGGGCAACAACCUCACUCUGCCGGAUCUCUGGCGCUGGGGAAAGCUGGUCCAUAAAGGACGCACGGUUUCGACUCGCGUCAACGUGACGGAUCUGCACGGCUACGGUGGUCCUGGAGUCUCGCAAACACAAUUCUGGAAUUAUCUAGCUCCAGAUGGAGUGUUUCCUGGGUACCGUUUCUACAAUCAGGACUACAUGUCUUUUGACCCUGUGCCGUGGCUCACUUAUGCAUUCAGAUUAGCUCACACAAAAGAAGCGGUGGUGAAGAUGUCAGACAGGCCACAGAGGUGGGCUGCAGGAACAUCAGAGUCCAUGUUCGAGCCCACCACGGUGUCUUUCGUCCCUGACAUCAUGAUUCACCUUCCGGCAGAGUACAUCCGCCGCAUCCUCGUGGCUACUCGUUUCGUGAAUGUGAAGGUGGCCUAUGCGCAGGGCCUUCCCGAACGUUCUGCACGGCCUUUGCUGGCAGGGAAGCCCAGUUGCUAUGCCACUGUCGAGGCCGUGAACCGGAAGUGGGCUGUGACUCCUCGCACCUCUACGAAGAAGAACACGGCAUCACCGACUUGGGGUGAAAGUAUGCUGCUGGAGGAGUACGAGCCUGGAGACGAGCUUGAGGUGAAGCUCUGGGAUGCAGUCUGGCCCUGGGGAGCUGACAAAGCUCUCGGGCGUUUAAACUUGCAGAGCCAAGCUUUUGACCCCCAUGGCUUUGAGGGAUGGGUUCCCAUGGACUCUGGAAUUCGUCUGAAGGUCAGCGUUGUCAUCUCAUAUCGCGACCUGGACAGCGUGUGA
Molecule: messenger RNA, 1560 nt
Organism: Symbiodinium sp. CCMP2456
Lineage: Eukaryota; Dinophyceae; Suessiales; Symbiodiniaceae
Source: the annotation of a GenBank genome assembly